Pogonomyrmex barbatus (red harvester ant) is the source of this 1901-nucleotide messenger RNA. It is a transcript of the gene fzr, whose product is annotated as fizzy and cell division cycle 20 related. Gene Ontology annotation, cellular component: anaphase-promoting complex. The record is from RefSeq and is a predicted model, not a curated record. Gene Ontology annotation, molecular function: anaphase-promoting complex binding; ubiquitin ligase activator activity; protein binding. NCBI's taxonomy places the organism in Eukaryota, Metazoa, Arthropoda, Insecta, Hymenoptera, Formicidae. Gene Ontology annotation, biological process: positive regulation of ubiquitin protein ligase activity; positive regulation of anaphase-promoting complex-dependent catabolic process; anaphase-promoting complex-dependent catabolic process.
UUGGAACCUGACGUCGAAUGGCGACGGCACGGCUGAUAUAAGACGACGGAUGGUGACCAACAGCUCGGACCUGAGAGCGUCUCGUAAGCUGGAACGGAACGCACGGAACAAUUGAACGUCGGAGCUGGAAAUGCGCCUGUGACGUAUCGUAUUCCGAAGACCAGAGUCAUCGUCGUCCAAACUCCACGGCCUCUCAACGACAGAGAAGUCCAUGGUGUGUUAAUUAUGUGAGUGGCGGGAUAGCAGGGAGCUGGCUCUUAGUGCAGUGAAGUGAGACGUUUUCUUUGCAUGGUGUCAUGUUCCACCACGAAUAUGAGAAACGGCUGCUGAAGCCGGUGAGCAGUGAUGGCUCGGCGGCGACGUCCACGACGGCGGUGCCCGGCGCCGUCGCCACCUAUUCGAAUACCAUGUACUCGAAUACCAUGUACUUCUCACCCAUGUACUUCUCGCCCACGAAGACAUCGGCGUGCAACAACAGUUAUGAUCGCUUUAUACCCACUCGCUCCGGCAACAACUGGCAAACUACGUUCUCCAUGAUCAGCGAAAACGCCCGGGGCGGUCUGGUGGCGAAGAAGACGCGGGAGAAUGGCGAGGGAAGCCGUGAUGGCAUUGCUUAUUCCUGCUUGUUGAAAAAUGAACUGCUUGGAGCAAAUAUCGAAGAUGUUAAGGGGCAGUGUGAAGAGCGCAGGGUACUUUCGCCAUUAGUAACUAAAAAUCUCUUCAAGUAUACUACGCCUACCAAGGACCGGACGCUGCUGGAUCAGAGCUCGCCAUACUCCUUGUCACCUCUUAGUGCCAAAAGCCAGAAGCUCUUGAGGUCUCCCAGAAAGGCAACCAGAAAAAUCUCAAGAAUACCUUUCAAGGUACUGGAUGCUCCCGAGCUACAGGAUGACUUCUAUCUGAAUUUGGUUGACUGGUCUUCCCAGAAUGUUCUCAGUGUUGGCUUGGGGAGCUGCGUUUAUCUAUGGUCAGCAUGUACUAGCCAAGUGACAAGACUUUGCGAUUUGUCCAGCGAUGGUAAUAGUGUGACCUCUGUUGCAUGGAACGAGCGAGGCAAUCUAGUGGCAGUAGGUACACAUAUGGGCUAUAUACAGGUAUGGGAUGUUGCAGUGAACAAGCAAGUUAGCAAGCUACAAGGUCACAGCGCUCGGGUAGGAGCCUUGGCAUGGAAUGGAGAAGUUCUCUCAUCUGGCAGCAGAGAUCGAUUGAUCUUACAAAGGGAUGUGAGAACGCCAUGUGUUGUUGGCGAACGACGGCUCGGUGCUCAUCGACAAGAAGUGUGCGGCCUCAAAUGGUCACCGGACAAUCAGUAUCUAGCGUCUGGUGGCAAUGACAAUCGACUUUAUGUGUGGAACUUACACUCCCUCGCACCUAUCCAAACAUAUACCGAACAUUUGGCGGCAGUAAAAGCGAUUGCCUGGUCGCCUCAUCAUCACGGUCUGCUGGCAUCCGGUGGCGGAACCGCUGAUCGUUGCAUCCGUUUCUGGAAUACGCUGACUGGUCAGCCGAUGCAAUGCGUCGACACCGGGUCACAGGUCUGCAAUUUGGCAUGGAGCAAGCACAGUUCUGAGCUAGUCAGCACGCACGGUUAUUCGCAGAAUCAGAUUCUUGUGUGGAAGUAUCCCAGUCUCACGCAAGUGGCUAAGCUCACCGGGCACUCAUACCGGGUACUCUAUCUAGCAAUGUCACCGGACGGCGAGGCGAUCGUCACUGGAGCGGGUGAUGAAACUCUGCGCUUCUGGAAUGUAUUCAGCAAAGCCCGCAGUCAGAAGGAGAACAAGUCCGUGCUGAAUCUAUUCACGAGUAUCCGAUAAGUGGUGGUCGGACGCUAGUCAUCGCGACAGAACACCGCGAAAUGUUUUAUUAUGUAUUUUGUACAUAUACAUACAUACGUAUCAUAU